CAUCAGUUUUAUAUGCGGAGGAAAAAGUACUGUAUGAACUUUUUCCCUCCGCGAUUCGGCAAAACCGAUUACGACAGCGAUAGCGGAUUAUUUCGUAAAUAUUUACACCGUUUCGUCGCGCUCGAAAGUGGCCAAAGUGCGGUACAAAAUGGCCCGGAAGUUGUGCCGCGUCGGAAGUGAGUGAAUUUCGUCCCACCAGUCGGCGAUCAAGGCGAAAAAAAGUGAUUUUUCGUGUCCGACUCCCCAUUGCACGGCUGACCUGGACCAGAAGUGUUCAACCAGGCAGUCUAGUAACGCGAGACGCCAUUUUAGAAUUUUUUAUUUUGCCAGGCUACCUUGGAUGAAGGUUUUUCGUUUUGCUGUGCAGUGAAAAUUUGGUUCUACCUUCAAUGGAUGCAGUGUUUUUGGAGAAGUGUUUCGUUUGAAUAAUCGCUGGGCUGCAGCAAAAUAAAAGUGCACGGGAUGGGGUUUGUGAAGAAGAAUCAAAAUGCAGUUUGUCUGGUGGCUGAUACCCCGGAGUGGAAGCGGUGGUAGAGACAGCUAGUGGACAAGGACCAUUCACGCGUUGUAAUCCAAUUGGACAGUUGGUUGGGUAGUCAAAGGAAGAAAUUAGUUAGUGUGUUUGUAUUUGGAAUAGAGAACGAAGGAGCAAAUAAAACAUUGACCCAAUAGCAGCAGGCCCUGCUAAAUAAUGACGACAAUAAAAACGCCACCGGUUGAAUCGCAGCCACCUGGCAAAUCGCCUCUGUCGUCUUCGUCAUCAUCAUCGUCCUCGUCGGACUCAGACGAUGGAUCGGAUUCGUCGUCCGAUUCCGAUACCUCGUCGGUGGCAUCCACCAGUAAGACGAGUAGCAAACUUAGUACCGAUAAGCAGCAACAACAGCAACAGCAGCAGCAGCAACAACAACAACAGCUGCAGCAGCAGUUUAGUGUGAUGAGCUCUGACAGUGCCGGUCUCCGGAUGAAGAUCGCCAUCCCCCGUAAUCAAUCGAACUCAACACCACAGCCUUCGCCCUCUGGAACCGGUGCCACUGCCAUCAACACCCCGAAUCGUCCCGGAUCAUCGGCAAGUGAUGUACAGAAGCUAGCUCUAGCACCGGUGGCCGCAUCCUCUUCGGUUAGUCCAGCACCACCCGCAGCGAGUACACCGGUGGGUAGCGACAAAAUUCGUCCGGGAACGAGUUCUUCCCUGUCCAAACCGGAAAGUCGAACAUCGACCAGAAAAAGUAGCAAAAGCGAUUCCAGUUCCGGCAGCUCGUCGUGUUUCUCUAAUUUUUCCGAUACCGACAGCGACAGUAGUAGCAGCGAAAAUAAUGGCGAGGGUGGUUCCAAGAAGGAUGGAUCGAUUGGGACUGUGCCGAAGAAGCAGAAGUUUGUCAAGCGGAAGAAGAGUAAUCGCAGUGUUUCAACUACUAGCAGCAGUGACGGUAGUGACGAGUCCAGCGGUUCAGAUUCCAGCAGUGACGAGAAUCUGGAUAAGAUUAAAGAUUCCAGCAAGAAUGGUGGAAUACCUUCGACAUCCGGCGUGUUGCCACUGUCGACAUCUACUCCGGAGAAGGUCCCACUUACGGAUGCUAAUCCUACAUCAUCGCAAGCAGCGUCGAACUCGAUGCAGGAUGCCGAUGCUGGUUCCUCCUCUGAUAACGAGCUUCCUGCGUUGGUGAACGCCGCGAUUAUGCGAGUAGCCGAAAGCGGUUCCGAUGGUGAAAGCUGUCGAGGAACGCCAUCGGCAAUUCCUCAGUACACAUCUAGCUUACUACGAGAUUUUGUGGCAAAAACCAGUAUGCUCGGUAGCGGAGGAGGUUCAUCUGAGCCGACUGUUCCUGCUCCAAUAAGUACAGAGCUGCAUAAAAUCAAGACUGAAUCACCUGUGCCAAACCAAGGAGGUGGUACAAAUACGGUGGCCUCUAGUAGCAGCAGCAGCGCCAUCAGCAACAACGUCGUUAACGUCAACGGAGUAGCUUCUAAACCGACGACAAUUGUUCCAAUCAAACGAAGGGGACGCCCGCCUAAAUCGGCCGCAAACCCGGCUGCCAUCAUGGCUGCUAAAGCACCUACUCCAACGGUGAGUGAAUCUCCGGACUCGGGAAUACUAUCCACGCAUAGUUCUACCGGAUCCCCUAAAACGGAUAAGAAGGUUGCAGCUGUCAGCAACCAAAAACGACGUGUCGAAGUGGAACCAUGCAGCAGUGGAACAAGCAGUAAGAAUGUUCCGAUUAUUGCACCGCUCAACAAAUACACCAUAGCUAGCCUGGAUCGAAAUACGUACGCGACGGAAAGGGUUCUCUAUCCACCGAGGGGUAAAAAGAAAGUCGGUAGACCGCCGAAGGAGAAACCGGUGGCGGCGGCGGCCGCCGUCGAGGAUAAUCUGGAUCCGCUGUGGAAAAAGAUCGACAUCAGCCAAAAAUUCCACGAACCUCGACUGAGUGGUUAUAAAAGCGAUGGCGGUCAUUCGACGAUCUGCUGCAGUAAACGGUUGGCUUCGCAGAGUGGUUACAUCAGCGAUUACGGUGGUAGCGUUCGAAAAAGUCGCAUGUCCGGGUACAAAUCGGAUUGUAGUACGAAGUCGAGGAGGAGUUGUGGCUACAAAAGUGAUUACAGUGUGAAGGCGAAAAGUUGUGGGUAUCGGAGUGAUUGUAGUACGCGGCACCGGAAACAGGUUCGUCGGAAACGACGAAAGAAGCUGGCUCCGAAUAAUAAUAAUUUGAAUAAUAAAAAUUUUAAUCAGAGUGGGAAAUCUUCGAGUGUUAGCGAGCAGGAUAUACUGCAGUUGGCGGGGCUGACGCUGGGAAGUACGAGCGAGGAAAGUAGUAGUAGUCAAGAGUCGCUGUUGUCGGUCAAUGCGGAUGCACCGUUCAGUAAAGCGCUUAGAAUCUCGCACGAUCAAGUGAGCAGUAAAAGUAGUAUUCCAAGUUUACUUACGGUUAAGAAUCGUGUUAAUCAUUUGCUUCCAAUCAACAACUUUAAAGGUAUCUUUUCUUCUCUGAAUCGGUUCGGUAGCCUAGACACAUUUUCCUCCAACAUUAGCCCGAAGAAUUCGUUUGCUGCCUUUCUGAAGAAUAAUCGCAACAAAGAUAAUGGAAAGGUCAGCGUCAGGAAGCUGACUCUGUCCAAAGCUAAUGUAAUUAGAAACUCGGAGGAAUGCAGUAAACGAUUCCAGCGAAGUACCAGCCAAGAUUUGUUGAGUCGAAUCACCAACGCGGAUAUUCCGAAGGCUUCACCGGCCAAAUCCGUUUGUUCGAAGCUAAGUCGACGAAAGAGCUGUCACAGUGAUCGAGUGGAAACGGUUUCCGUUAAAAGCACGGGGACGACCAUUCGCCAGCGAAGGUUAAGUACGAUGAGUAGGUGUAGUAGUAGAUCUGCUGGAUCGAGACACCCCUGGAAGAAGAAGAAACGGAAGCGACUGCGGUCUAAUUCUGUGGCGGGGAAAUCGUCAGCGGACAUUAAACUUGGGGUGGAGAUCGAACGGUUGAAUGAGUCCUUUAGCAGUCAGUGUCGGAUCAGUUUAGAUGGGAAAGCCAAGGAUGGAUUGUUGGGGAUUGGAGCAGCUGCGUUGGCGGGUGCGGCGGCAGCUAAGAAUCAGGCAAAGGGUCGAUCGACGAAGAAGCGCAAGGCUUCGGAACAUGUUGAAUCUCCAUCUUCGACGGUGACGGGGACGAAGCGUCGCAACAAAAAAUCCAUGCCGACGCAGAGUCCUGACGAUCACAAGCUGCCACUGAAGAAGCGGCAUUAUCUGCUCAGCGAGCAGACGGCGAAGGUGAGCGAAAGCGGGGCAGAGAAAGAUGAUUCGAAGAGCGGUCAUUCGGUGAUUCAUGCCAGUGCGGCUGUAGGUGGUCGCAUGUCCACGAUGACGGUUGCUUCCAGUUCAUCGACUUCGGCCUCGGUGGCAACGUCUUCGAAGGAUCUCACGAAGGCGGUGACGCCGAAGAAACGACAUUUGCUCAAAUCACCGGAACCCGUGAUCACCGAAGAGAUUGUUCAAAUAAAAUCUAGCGAUUCUCCUUUGCCGGUUGAAACGAGAUCGUCGGAGGUCUCUACGGGAGAUUCUGGUCAUGGUUUGAGCAAGAAAAGCGAAGCGAUGUCGAGAAAGAAGAAUCGCUUGGAAGGUUUAGUAUCCAAGAUACAACCAACGGCUACGGUUACUGCGAUACUUGCGGAUAAUAAUAUUCUUGCCGCCACGAAUCAUCGAUCAACGCCUCACACUCGGCCUACUGUGAUCCAUACGUCAUCUUCCAAUGUUGGUUCUACAUCGACGGCAAAUGCACCCCCGCCGGGUAUUUUCGAGCCAACGGUCGAUCUGGAGCUGUCGAUACCUACUUCAAUCCCGUCUCUGAUUGCCAAGGUCGAACUUUUGGACAGUCCUCGUCUGAAGGAAACUAUUUCCAAGCUGGAAGGGGAAGAUCUCUCGCGAAAAGGUUCUGAGAAAGUCAUCGAAUCGCUUCUUACGAAAACAGGAGCCCAUUUGCUGCUGAAGAAAAAACGUAAGAAGCCCAACCGAACCGGGUUUCCGACGGUGAAAAAGAAGAAGAGGAAACUCGCCGACAAAGAUCCCUCGGAUGACGAACUUAAACCGGAGGUUGGUCCUGAACUGUUCGACUCGUCCAAUCUAACGAAACAUGUGCCAUCUGAAACGGAGAAGGUAGCGAAAGAGAAGCCCAAGGAAGCCCCGUCGAAGAAUUGUGAUCGAGUGCCUAAGGAGGGUGAACCGACUGAUACCUUUAUUGAACGGAACACGCGGCCUCGGCUGUCGGUUGUCAGUCUGGAACGUUUGCAAGGAAAAAUUCCGAUGAGUGCUGCUGGACGGGAACCGGGUUCGGCUGCAACAUCCGGUGGCAUUGGACGAAGACGAAAAUCAACUUUUGCGCCUCCACUGCCACCAUCGCCUCCGCCACCACCACCACCUGUUUCAGAACCAGAACCGGCACCUGAACCACCUGCAGAACGAAGACAACUCCGGGAAAAGUCUCGGGAUAAAAUUGAACCGGAUAGGAAGGAUACAAAGCCGAAAGAACGACGGUCACGUUCGGAAGUAGAUCCACCUGGAAAGCUUGGUAGGAGAGAUGUUUCCGAAAAGGAUCUUAGGCAGAAGGAAAAGCUUCCGGCUGUUCCCGAGAAGGUUCUUAAGCCUCGGGAGAAGCCAGUGGAAGCUACGCGCUUAGAGAAGGUGCCGAAACAAGGGGUCAAGACGUUGGAGUCAGUAGUCUCAGAGAAACCUGCCCGGAAGAAAGAGGUAGUCACGGAACCUCAGGUUGCGCAAGAAAAGGUUCCGAAGCAGAAGGACAAGCAGGAAGAAACCCCCAAGAGGGUGCUGAAACAAAAGGAGAAACAGGAAGAUCCUCCCAAGAAGGUUUUGAGACCAAAGGACAAGCCUCCGGAAACGGCACCGGAAAGCCUUUCGAAAGCGAAAAAUCUUACGAAACCGGAGAGCCUUCCGAAACCGGAAAGCAUUUCGAAAGUUGAAAGCCUUCCGAAGCAGGAGAGCCUUCCAAAACCGGAAAGCCUUCCGAAGCCGAGAAAUCUUCCGAAAUCAGAAUCCGCUCCGAAACCGGAAAGCCUUCCGAAAGCGAAAAAUCUUUCGAAAACAGAAAACCUUUCGAAACCGGAAAACCUUUCAAAGCCGGAAAACCUACCGAAACCAAGGAAUCAUUCGAAACCGGAAAGUCUUUCGAAACCGGAAACAUUUUCGAAACCAGAGCCCCUCCCGAAACCAGAGAACCUACCGAAGCCGGAUGUCCUUUCGAAACCGGAAAAUCCUCCUCCGGCGGCCGUAGCAAAACUGAACGAACAUUUAUCAAAAGACAAGGAGAAUAAGAAACUUUUGCCUCCUACCGUCAAGAAGGCCAAGGUUCUUACCGAGGAAAACGUACCCCUACCACCCCUACGUAGAACACGCAGCUCUUCCAUUGCGCUAGAUCCGGCCGAGCUGGCGGCGAAAAGGAAAGCCUGCCAAGAAAACGAAAUCGUACUGAAAAACGCCAUCAUCAAAUUGCAGCCCUGUUUGAUAUCGAACGAGGAUUCCGAUUCGCUAGAUUCCAUGCCGCUCCUGAAGCGCCUUCAGUAUCGCUCCAUAUCAAGACAACAGAAACAGGCAGUCCUUCCGGAAAUUCCCCCGCCGAUCGCCCCCAAAGCUUCGCCACCUCGACCAAGAGGACGACCACGAACUACUUCUCCAGCAGCUGCACCAGCCGAAAUUCCUCCCCUCCCUGUAACACCAACGCUGUCCGAACAACUAAGCAAGCUGCGCCGUUCACGAUUCAGCGUCAUUGACACAACGAGACGUCAAGAAACGGAGCCGCCGGCGUCGCCUUGCGUAAAGGAAACGCGAUCAGCGGCUGCUAGAAAAUCUUUUUCGAAAGAUUCGCUUCCGGAUCAGCAGCACUUGGACAUUCCGCCGGUGAAGAUAUUCAUUUCGAAAAAAGAUCAGAAAGCAGUGGCUUCUGCCGUUGCCGUGGAUAAACAAUUGGUUAAGGAGAUAAGUCCACAACCGGCGGAAAUGAGCAAGGAACAACCCAAGAAUCGAUCAUCCAGCAGAAUUGAUUCCGUAGAAAAACAACUGGAGAAGGAGAAAAAUUCGCAGCCGCCGGCACUCGUCGCCGAAAUUAGCAAGGAUCAUUCCAAGAACCGAUCAUCCAGCCGAAUCGAUGCCAGCGAAAAACAAUUGGUUAAGGAGAAAAGUCCACAACCGCCACCGACCAUCGUCGCAGAAGUGAGCAAGGAUCAUUCCAAAAGUCGAUCAUCCAGCCGAAUCGAUGCCGUCGUUGAUAAAAUUAGAAAGGAGCAGAAAAAACCCGAGGAACCGUCGACACCAUCGACGACACCCAAGCUAAAACGAGGAAAAAGUGAUGAUGUGAAACCAGAACCGGAAAAAUCGGCGAAAAAGUUAAAAAAGACUACGACGGAGCUAACAGCGCAGGAAGCGGUCGUCCCGUUGGUCCCCGUAGACGUCCACAAAUUCGAUGUAGAAGAAUCCAUCACUCAGCUGUCGAAAAUUCAGCCAGCUUCUUCCACGGAAGACCUCGAGCACGAUCCCCUCCCGGCGGACGAAGGACCUGCCGACUACUUCCGCGACGAAACCCCAUCACCCCCGGUGGAUCCGAAAACGAAAAAAGUUCCCCGCAAAAAAUACAUCACCGCCGGCCUGUUCUCCGAUUGCUACAAAGACGACGGUAAAGUGUCCGGUCGAAACAAUCCAAAGGUACAGCCGGAAACGCUUCUACCGCCACCGGCCUAUUGCGAGCGAUUUCUUCGUAGAACCCAACGGGACUUUCAGUUGCCUUACGAUCUGUGGUGGUUACACGACAACGGGAAGCUUACUGCUCGGCAUACCGUGGCCAGCUGGAACUACCGUAAGAUUCGAACGAAUGUGUACUACGACGUCAAACCGAAUCCGUCCACCGAUCAUCCGCAGUGUAACUGUAAGCCGGAUAGCGGCUGCCAAGAUGAUUGCCUUAACCGGCUGGUGUACGUAGAGUGUAUGACGGAGAACUGUCCCUGUGGCGAUCGCUGUCGGAAUACCAAGAUUCAACGACAUGAGUAUGCUCCCGGUUUGGAACGUUUCAUGACCGAACAAAAAGGUUGGGGUAUUCGCUCAAAAGAAGGCGUCAAAAAAGGAUCAUUCAUCAUGGAAUACCUCGGAGAGGUUGUCACCGAAAAAGAAUUCAAGGAACGAAUGCGAACCAUCUAUCUAACGGACAAUCAUCACUACUGUCUAAAUCUCACCGGUGGUCUAGUCAUCGACGGUCACCGAAUGGGCAGCGAUUGUCGUUUCGUAAAUCACUCCUGUGCACCAAACUGUGAAAUGCAAAAAUGGUCCGUCAAUGGACUGUUCCGAAUGGCUCUGUUCGCCUCCCGAGAUAUCCCAGCCAACGAAGAGCUUACGUACGAUUACAACUUUUCGUUGUUCAACCCUUCCGAAGGACAACCGUGCAAAUGCGGAACGGAACAGUGUCGAGGCGUUAUCGGUGGUAAAUCGCAGCGAGUCAAACCCCUUCCCGCCGUUGUUUCAGAAGUGAAAAAACCAGAAGCUGUCCCAUCGGCAGCCCCUGCUAAUCCUCCAGCGACAGUCGCCGAAAUCAGCCCACGAAGUGCCGCUCGAUCGCGAAAACGUCAAGCAAAAAAGAAUGCCCCUCUCACACAACUCAACGGUCAACCUUUGCCGAAUUUUGUCGCACCGACGUCGAAAGAACGGGUCCUGAUCGUGGAACAUCAUUGCUUCCUGAUGCGAAAUCUCAACAAGAUUCGGAAAUUGAAAGACCGUUCCCCCGAGCAUCCAUCUUCACAAUCGGCUAGUCCAGCCCCGGGACAGGUAGCCGGGGCUAAUGGGAAACCUUCGCUUGCAUCUCAAAUAUCUGCCUUACGUUGCCCACGCAAUAUGCGAACCCGCGGUCUUGCCUUCGUCGAAGACGAUCCCGAACUGGAGAAAAUUGCUCGGAUAGCCGUCGCACUAAAGGAACUCUGUAUCGAAAUUGCCAGUUUAAAAGACGAACGAGGUCAACUGUAUCAGAACCGACUGGCACCCCCGUCCAAAAAGAAGGUCCCCCUCUAUUACGAACGAAUACCACGUCCGAUCGAUCUAGCCCAGAUUCAGUCCAACAUCGAGCAGGGUACGUACAAGCAACCGAAAGUUUUCGAGGACGAUCUGCUGAUCAUGUUCGGCAAUGCAAUCAAAUACUACGGCAUCAAUUCCCCCGAAGGAAUCGCAUCGCAAACGUUGAAGGAACACUAUUUCACCUGCAAGCAGCGUCAGGUGGACAAACUGAUCGCUUACGUGGGUGAGCAGAAUGAACUUCUGCGAGGGUUCAUACCGAAGACCGAGCCGGAUGUGGUUGUACCGGUGAAGGGUGGUCGCGGGAAAUUCAAACAGGAACAAGCGGAGGAUAUCAUUCGAUGCAUUUGUGGACUGUUCAAGGACGAAGGUUUGAUGAUUCAGUGUUCCAAGUGUUUGGUUUGGCAGCACAUCGAAUGCACAAAAGCUGAUCCGGCGGUGGAGAACUACCUCUGCGAGAAGUGUUUGCCUCGGCCUGUGGACUAUGAAAUCACCCUAAACGAUUUCACAGAGGAAGGUUAUCAGUACUACAUUUCGCUGAUGCGAGGAAAUCUACAGAUUCGUCAGACCGAUACGGUGUACGUACUGCGAGACAUACCGAUGUCUCCGGAUCCGAAAAAUCCGGAUGCUCCACCGAGAAAGCACACGUACGAAACGAUCGGUCAGGUGGAUUACGCUGAAUGUGACAUCUUUCGGGUGGAGAGUUUGUGGAAGGAUAAGGAAGGUCGACGUUUUGUCUACGGUCAUCACUAUCUGAGACCGCACGAAACAUACCACGAACCAACCCGGCGGUUCUAUCCAAACGAGGUGAUGCGUGUGCCACUGUAUGAAGUUAUUCCUAUUGAGCUGGUGAUGGACCGCUGCUGGGUACUGGAUCCGGCUACGUUCUGCAAGGGCAGACCGGUGGACAGCUCGGAACCGCACGUGUACAUCUGCGAGCUGCGAGUGGACAAGAGUGCUCGGUUAUUCUCGAAAAUCUCACGGCAUGCGCAUCCGGUCUGCAUGAAAACUUAUGCCUUCCAGAAGUUUGAGCAGAGGCUGAAAAUUUCCAAGACUUUUGCGCCCCAUGACUUAGGAUCCCUAUCGCAUCUGCUGGCCGCAAAGGACCGGAAGAAGGGCACAAAAAAGGACGACGUCAAUUCUACAACCUCGGGAGCGUCCACUGUCAGUUCGAAGAAAAUGACGCCAGUUAUGCAACUACUGCCUCCUCCACCGAAGACUGACAGCAACAGUCCCGCAGGGGCGCUCGUACUACCUUCAAACGAGACCCUCGCCGAGAAACGCAACCGGCUGGAGGAAGUCCUGGGCCGCCUGAUGACAAAACUGAACACAAAUCCGGCUGCACUGCCCGUCGUGGACAUCAGCUAUCUGCUGACCGGACGAGGGGCUCGUCUGCGGAGAACAAUCGCUAAUUCCACUCCGGUUCCGAUUAUUUGAGAGUGGGUCAAGAAGCGCCGAAAGCGACGCAAAUGGAAGCGAUACUACGACUAAUCGGCGUCGUGCCGCCGCCUUCCAUGGCGGAUAUAUUGGAAUAAUAAUAUUCUUUUUACUAGACUUAAUCUCAGCGUGAAUUGUAAAUAUUAUGGACUUCAUUUAGAGUUAUUUUUAUCGUGUGAAAUUAAAUUAUUUCAAAUAUUUAUGAUGCAUUCGCAGAGAUUUGUUUAGAACAAAUAAACAUUGUUUUUGUUUACACUUUCAUUGUUUUUCUCUAUUACUUUAAUUAUGAUCAAUGCUAAAAUGCAUUAUUUAGCAUGCUUGACCUAGUUUAAUAUGUAUGUUCAAUCAAUCGCUGAGUUAAUCAAACACAAAGAAAGCUUAAAUUAUAAGAUUUCUGCAAUCAAGAGUUUUGUAGGUCACAAAAACUAUGAAAAUUUGAAGCAUACUCAUUCACGCCGUUAGACAAGUAUUACAACUCUAAAACAAAACAGAUACAAACUGCUACUUGAUUAAUAACUUAUUACUAGCCUAAGAAAACGUAGCAAGCAAAACAGGUAAUUUUUUCAAAACUUGUGGCAAUUGUAAAAAAAACCCUUUCGAAAUGGACUGAGCAUUGAGGAGAACAGUAGGAGUAGGAGUAAGCAAACGGGGAAAAAAUUAAUAUAUUUGAGGAACAACAUAGGUUGGUAGACAGAUUUUUUAGGUCCUAAUAGGCUGCACAGAACUUUAAAAAAAAGAAUAAGCAAAUUACUAGUGUCGAGUAACAAAACACGCAUCUGCUUUCUUGAAGCAAAAACAAAAAACAGAUUUUUGGUAAAACUACUCACUGUUGAUACAGCUGUGAAGACGAUACAGAAAAAAAAGAAUUAAUUUUAAA
Messenger RNA from Topomyia yanbarensis, 10859 nucleotides. It is a transcript of the gene ash1, whose product is annotated as histone-lysine N-methyltransferase ash1. The transcript has 8 exons. Lineage: Eukaryota; Metazoa; Arthropoda; Insecta; Diptera; Culicidae. Bases 692 to 9982 code for a protein of 3096 amino acids. Gene Ontology annotation, molecular function: histone methyltransferase activity; DNA binding; chromatin binding. Gene Ontology annotation, cellular component: nucleus. The record is from RefSeq and is a predicted model, not a curated record.